Linum tenue is the source of this 1628-nucleotide messenger RNA. The record is from the annotation of a GenBank genome assembly. Lineage: Eukaryota; Viridiplantae; Streptophyta; Magnoliopsida; Malpighiales; Linaceae.
CUCACCCUGCUUCCUUGAUCUCAAAGCAGAUAACUUUGGCAAAAGGGGAGAGAAGAGAAGGGGAAUGUCAGUCAGUGCCAGCCUCUAAAGUGCUUUUUUUGGGUUUUGCGGGGGGGAAUGCCUGUAAUUAUUGAAGGAAUCUGAGUAGGGAUCAGUAACCCCCUCUCUUCACAGUUCUCUCCCAUAUAACUUGCAGGCAGCCUUCAUUCAUUAAUUCAUUCAUUCGUUCAAGCCAUUAGGAAAAAAAACAAAGGGGCAAUAAGUGAGGGAGACUUCAUAAUCAUUGUAGUAUUAUGGGGAUCAAUGGAGGGAUUGUUCGGAGUGUCUUCUCCAAGACACGUUCUUCUGCUUCUUUCGGAACUUAUCACCAUCAUGGCAAUGGAAGAAGCAAUGCUGGUGAGAAGAAGAGGUGGAGUGUGGUGAGAUCAUACCUUUGUGGGGAUGAGUUCAACUCGGUCCAAGCUGAGGAGGAUUCUGCUUCUGUGAAGAGCUCGGAGCCUGUCUCACAAUUCGCUCCGGCUGAUGAUUCUGUGGAGACCAAUGCAAUGAUGAUCGAGGAGGGAGAUGCAGUGAAGGAAAAGGAGCACAAUACUACGCAGUCUAGCUUGUUCCUUCAGGAGGAUGCAGCGAUCAUCAUCCAGACUGCAUUCAGAAAGCUGAUGGCUAGACGUCAGGAUGAGGAAGAAGCAAAAGCCAAGGAUGGUGAUAAGCAGGAGCAGCACCAAGAAAUGGGAAGUGGAAGUCCUGGCAGGUACUCCGUGAGCACAUCCGUCGAGGUUCAGACUGGUAACUCUGCAGAUCAUCUCUCCAUAGCAGAAAACAAUGGUGAACAACGCAACGCACAGAAGAAAGCCAGCAGAUGCCAAGAUUUCAGGUCCAAGGAAGACUGGGAUGACAGCACGCUUAGCAGUAACAUGUUAAGAAUGAGGAUUAAGAACAGACUGGACGCCACUAACCGCCGUGAACGAGCACUUGCUUAUGCUUUCUCACAACAGCUGCGGAUCUGCUCAAGGAGCAAGCAAGCCAGGUCCGAAUGUACGCAGCAGCAGCAGCCUAGCAUGAGUUGGCAUUGGCUUGAACGGUGGAUGGCUACCCGAGCUCCUGAAUUCUCGUUCGAGAGCCAUUCAAACAAGCAAUUUGAACAGCCAUCAAAGAACAACAGCCACAGAGAAGGAAAAAGCAAAUGUUUGGAUUUAGCAGUAGAAGAGAGGGAGAGCUGUGGGUCUAAUGAAGUACCUGUCCCUGCAAAGAGCUUAAAAGCCGACGCGAGAUUAGAAAAUGGCUCUUUCAUCAUCACAACCAAAAACGGAGCCAAGCCUCUAAGAAGUAUCUCCAGGAGGAAAACAGUACCAAGCUACCAAUAUCCUCCAAAAGAGCAAAAGGUGAAGUUCUCUGGCUUUCAAAAAGAGAACAGCUCAGUUGUAUCUUUUUUUUUACUGCAGUCUGAAACUUACCUUUUCUUCGUCAAUAUGUUUCUUGCUCUCAAACAGACAGUCGAGAAGAGUUGUGCCAAUUUAGAGCACGACAAAAGGCAGAAGCUGAAAAGAUCAAAGAGCAACAGAGAAACCAAGUGCAAAGAUGCUUCAGCAUCUUACAGCUAUGGCAAUAUGCACUUCCUUGUGAACUGA